This is a messenger RNA of Miniopterus natalensis, 1188 nucleotides long. NCBI's taxonomy places the organism in Eukaryota, Metazoa, Chordata, Mammalia, Chiroptera, Miniopteridae. The record is from RefSeq and is a predicted model, not a curated record.
AUGGGACCAGCACAUGAGAUGGAUGCCCUCCUGGAGGACUGGCCUGGUGGGAGACAGGGAGGAGCGUCUGCAGACAGGGGAGCUGCAGGUCUCCCAAAGGCCAUGGUGAGCCUCCAGCCCCCCUGGGUCAAUGUGCUCGAGGAGGACAACGUGACUCUGAGCUGCCAGGGGGCCCACAGCCCUGGGGACCACUCCACCCUGUGGUUCCGUGAUGGGACCCCCCUCCUGACCCAGGUCCAGCCCAGCUACAGCUUCAAGGCCAGCAGCAAAGACAGCGGGGACUACACGUGCCAGACCGGCCAGGCCAGCCUCAGCGACCCUGUGCAUCUGGAUGUGACUUCCGCCUGGCUGCUGCUCCAGACCCCUCGCCUGGUGUUCCAGGAGGGAGACACCAUUGUGCUGAGGUGCCACAGCUGGAAGAACUGGCGUCUGUACAAGAUUACAUUCUUCCAGGAUGAAAAACCCAAGUGGUUUUCCCAUGCAAAUUCCAGCUUCUUCAUCCCACAAGCAAAUGUCAGUCACAGCGGCGAGUACCACUGCUCGGGAUUCAUAGGGCAGAUGUCACACUCAUCACGGCCUGUGAGCAUCACUGUCCAAGGUCCUGGGGUUCCAUCCAUCUCGCUGGUCUUUCCACCAUGGCCCCAAAUUGCAUUCUGCCUGAUGAUGGGACUCCUGUUUGCAGUGGACACAGGGCUGUAUUUCUUUGUGCAGAAAGAACUUCAAAGCUCAAUGGGGGACUGGAGGGAUGACAAAGUCACAUGGAGCAAGAGAUCUGAGGACAAAUGACCCCUCAUCCCCUGCAUAAGAACUACAGCGCUUCUUCAGGCCAGCCCUCCCCCCCUCCCCCACCCCUCCUGGACGGCAAACGGGCAAAGGGGUCUGGGGAAAGGAAGGGCCUAUAAGCUCCAGAGAAGCUCCACUAGGCUCGCCCUCACUGACGUCCUGGCGGUCCAGCUCUGAGGACUGACAGCAAAUGUGUUCUCGCAGAUCCUAGACAGAGGCUCCUCAAGGAUACGAAAGCUCACUAAAUUCUGCUUCUACUUUCAAAACAAACCCAGCACUCUGCCCAUUUCUUUGCGCUGGCCCCUUGGUCCCAGCUGCCACCGGCUCACUUGCACUGCCACAUCCUCCUCCUCAAAGGUCUGUUCUCACCACAACCACCAGAGCAAUCUUUUAAAAAUGUAUUUU